UUUACAUGAAAGGUGAUAGACUCAAGCUGUAGACCUGUACUGCUCUGUGACCCUGGCUCAACGCACAGCCUGCUUGUCUGAAAGUGUCAACGAUUUCAAAGUAAGUGUGCAUUUAAAUGGACAAGAUCAGGGUUUCUUAAACUAUAGGUCGGGAUCCAAAGUGGGUCGUGAGCGAGUGAGAGAGGAAGAGAGACAUGUCUUAUGAUGAUGGACCGAGUAUGUUCCAAGACCAGCUGGCCGAGAAGGUCCGGCCCUUCAUAGACUUAAUAGACUACAUGAGAUCCAUAGGGAUAGAUAAGGAGCUGCCACUGCCAACCAUUGCUGUGGUGGGAGACCAGAGUUCAGGAAAGAGCUCUGUGCUUGAGACCCUUUCUGGGGUGGCGCUGCCCAGAGGAACUGGUAUUGUCACCAGGUGCCCACUGCUACUUAAACUCUGUAACGACAGGACAGUGAAAUGGGAGGCUGUCAUCUCAUACGGAGGGAAAGUCUUUGAAUUUGACGAACCUUCAGAAGUUGUUAGAUAUGUUGAACAAGCUCAGAACACGUUAGCUGGAAAGGGAGUGGGGAUAUGUGAAGACCUGAUCACUCUAAAGAUCACAUCCUCCACGGUGUGUGACCUCAGUCUGAUUGACUUACCAGGGAUCACCAGGGUGGCUGUGAAAGGACAACCAGAAGACAUUGGAGUCCAAAUCAAUAAUCUCAUUACGAAAUUCAUAAAGAAUAAGAGAACCAUUAUUUUGGUGGUGGUACCAUGUAAUGUUGACAUAGCAACAACAGAGGCCCUGAAAAUGGCACAAGAAAUGGAUCCUGAAGGCACAAGAACUCUGGCCAUUCUGACAAAGCCAGACCUGAUAGACCCGGGAGCAGAGAAGAAUGUGUUGGAAAUUGUCCACAAUAGAGUCAUCUUUCUCAGUAUGGGCUAUGUCAUUGUGAAAUGUCGUGUUCAAAAGCAAAUUGAUGAAAACAUGUCAAUAGCCCGUGCGAUUGAGGAGGAGUUGGAAUUCUUCCAAAAUCACGAGCACUUCAGAUCCCUCGUGCGUGAGGAGAAGGCAACCACCAAGUACCUAGCCAAAAAGCUCACCAAUGCCCUGUUCAAACAGAUCAAGACAUAUCUGCCCCAGAUGUCAGAGAAGAUAAAGGAGCAGCUGGGGGAGGUAAAGCAUUCGUUGAGUAAAUUAGAGGGCGGGCCUCCCCUUGAACCUGAAGAGAAGAGGAAGUACCUCAUUCAGGUCAUAACAGAUUUCAAUGAGCAGAUUACCCAACUGUCCAAAGGGGAUAUUAUCGUUGAGGAGAAUCUGUUUGUUCUCAUGCGAAAGGAAUUUACACAGUGGAUGAAAUGUUUGGAAAAUGACAAAUCAAACUACCACAGAGUAGUGCAACAAUUGGUGGAUGAAUAUGAUCAGGAGCACAGGGGAAGUGAGCUGCCAGGAUUCAGUAACUACAGGGUAUUUCAACAUGUUGUUCAGAAACUAGUGGCUAAACUUAAGAUACCAGCCAUGACGACACUACAGAAAAUCAGAGACAUGGUGCAAAAGCAAUUUGAUCAUUUGUCCAGAGAGAGCUUUAAGAAUUAUCCUUAUCUUCAUCUGGUCUCAAAGAAAAACAUUGAAACAAUCCAGGAAAAGCAGUCAAACAUAGUGAAGGAGAGGAUCGUGGAGCAGUUUGAGAUGGAGAUGCAGGUCUACACACAGGAUGAAAUCUUCCACAAAGUUAUGCUAGAGGCGGAAGCACAUAUUCUAGAGGAGGGGGAAAUAGCAGACGACAAAGAGCAAGACACCAGGAGCAAGUACCCUGAGCUGCUCAAGGCAUACUAUGAGAUUGUGGUACAAAGACUGGCUGACCAGGUGCCCAUGCUGAUCCGUUACUUCAUCCUGAAGCAGUCAGCCAAGAUUGUGUGCAGUGAAAUGCUGGAUCUGCUACACAGAGAUGACACUGAUAACAUCCUACAGGAGGAUUCAGAGAUCGGACAGUAUCGUGCAAAGUUGCAGGCCCAAGCGGAUCGCCUUCUACUGGCCAAUGACAAAAUCAGCAGCCUCUGAGUAGGUGAUGUCUUGUCAGUUACAAUAUUCAGAGAUCUUGAAAAUGAAACCGAUUUAUAGAAGUAUAACCAGAUUGUUGCAAAGGUCACUUUCGGCUAAAUGCUAUUUAUUUAAAUGAGAUAUAUUUAGUAUAUUUUUAUUCAACAAAUGUAUAAGAUUGGCUAAGAUCAGUGAGAUGCUGUAGAGACGACCCCAGUGAAAUCCUACAGGAGAAACCAGAGGUCGGCCGGAAACGUAAAAGGUUGUGGGACCAAGCGGUUCGUCUUGGACUGGCCAAUGAAAAGCGGAUCACCUUGGACUGGCCAAUGACAAGAUUAGUAGACUGUGGUUGACAAUUUGUCAUUGCAGAAAUUCUGAGAUGUAGCCAACAAAGCAAUAAUUAUACCUGCAUUUUAUCAGCAUACAGAACAUUUUAUAUGUUGGGCAUCUCUACAUUUGAUCAAAAAUGUGCUUAAAAGAAAAUUAUGUGACAGUUGUAUCAUCACAUAUCUGCAUUGUGUUUUAUGUUUUCAUCUCAAAAUGUACUGAGGAAAUAUGUGAAGAUGGUUGAUAACAUUAUAUAAAGUGACAAAUUAAAUCAAUGGUGUAUCCAUUUUCUGAUUGGUCAGAGCAGAUCAAUGUUGAGAAUAAUUGUAUAAUGGCAUUAUAAUAACUUGAUGCCUGUUUUAUUAAACGUGUUGAGGAUCAG
Oncorhynchus kisutch (coho salmon) is the source of this 2727-nucleotide messenger RNA. Its product is annotated as interferon-induced GTP-binding protein Mx2. Lineage: Eukaryota; Metazoa; Chordata; Actinopteri; Salmoniformes; Salmonidae. The transcript is spliced from 14 exons. The coding region runs from base 195 to 2039 and encodes 614 amino acids. Gene Ontology annotation, biological process: receptor internalization; synaptic vesicle budding from presynaptic endocytic zone membrane; defense response to virus. Gene Ontology annotation, molecular function: GTP binding; microtubule binding; GTPase activity. The record is from RefSeq and is a predicted model, not a curated record. Gene Ontology annotation, cellular component: microtubule; synapse; nucleus.